AUGGCUGCGAGCUCGUCUUCUCCAAUGAGCAUGCCCGCGCAGAGCCCCAUCACUGAACACACCAACCACACCACCAACAACAACGGAACAGCAGCAUCACCCACACAAUCUCAGUCAGCCAGCAAACGCAGCAGAGGUCGUCCACGCAAGUAUCACACCGAUGCCGAGCGCGAAGAAGCCAAACGCCGGUAUCGCGAAAACCACAAGACCAAAGCCGCAUCUGCUGGCGGGGUUGGCAGUGGAGCAGGAGGCGCCAGUUCCGCAAAUGCCAGUGCUGCGGCUCUGAAUGCUGCUGCUGCUUCUUUCACACCUAUUCAGCCUGCAGCAAAGCAGCAAGAUAUUGAUGAGUUGUGGGAGGCUAUUCGUGCAUUGCAGGNNGGGGAGGUUGAGAGAUUGAAGGCGGAGUUGAUGCAGAGGGAUGCCGCUGCGGCUGCCGCUUUGCCUGGACAGAAGCGCAGAAAGGUGUGA
Aureobasidium musti is the source of this 468-nucleotide messenger RNA. NCBI's taxonomy places the organism in Eukaryota, Fungi, Ascomycota, Dothideomycetes, Dothideales, Saccotheciaceae. The record is from the annotation of a GenBank genome assembly.